Messenger RNA from Striga asiatica, 1116 nucleotides. Lineage: Eukaryota; Viridiplantae; Streptophyta; Magnoliopsida; Lamiales; Orobanchaceae. The record is from the annotation of a GenBank genome assembly.
AAGAAACCGUUACCGAACCAAUUGAAAUCGGUAACCGAAAUUUCCAGAUUUUGUUGUUACUGAAAUAACCGGUUCGGUAUCGGUUUGGUCUUAUUGAUAUCAACCCUAUUAUUAUGUUCAUGUACUGGUUCACUUCAGUUUUUGGGUAAUAAUCUCAUUUGGUAGGAUUUACGAUACAUUGCCAAAGAUGUCAGCUGGUAAUGAAUGGUAUUUUAAUAACAAAAAAGAAUCCGCAAAUCUGAAUAAGAAAAAGAUUGUACAACCUUCUGCUGAGUUUAACAGACAUACUCUUAACUUUUCUCACGCAUGGAGUAGUUUGCAUCUUUAUACCUUCUCAAAUCGAAGUACCAUGGCAGCCAUUUACAGCCUCUACAUCAUCAACAAAUCAGGUGGCCUCAUUUUUUAUAAGGAUUAUGGUUCGGCUGGAAGAAUGGAUACAAAUGAUAGUUUGAGACUAGCGAGCUUAUGGCACUCUAUGCACGCCAUCUCUCAGCAGCUUUCGCCCAUUUCCGGGUGCUCUGGAAUCGAGCUGCUUCAGGCUGAUACAUUCGAUCUUCACUGCUUUCAGUCUCUCACAGGUACGAAGUUCUUUGUGGUCUGUGAGCCUGGAACUCUGCACAUGGAAGCUCUAUUGAAGCAUAUAUACGAGUUGUACACGGAUUAUGUUCUGAAGAACCCAUUCUAUGAGAUGGAGAUGCCUAUCCGGUGUGAGCUGUUUGACAUUAAUUUGGCCCAAGCUGUGCAAAAAGACCGUGUUUCUCUAUUGGGCAGAUGAUUUUCGUGGCCCAUCACUACCUGAGUAUGAACGAUUUCAUUUUCCAUACUGAAAUUUGUUUCUCUCAAAUUCGAACAUAAUGGCAGAAGGUUUGGAUGAUGCUUUGGGUGGGAUAUUUUGUGCUGUCAAUAUCUUGUUAGUUAUCGAUUGCCUUUUUUCGGGCUAUCAGCCUUGUCUUCCAUGUACACUCAGUCUCCUUACUUUGAACUUGUUAAAGAAUUUUCUUCAUUUGAUCUCUGAGGAUCAACAACCAUGAUUUUGGUUGCAUAUAGUAACUCUGCAGUGGAUUUCGGGGAGAGAGAAGGAAAUAAGUAAGUUGAUUAGGGCAUGCUUGUUUAUGA